GAGCGUCAGUUUACGUAGCAACGGUCCGGAAGAUGUCGUCGAGGCCAGUCCUGAAAAACUUCCGCCUUAAGUUGUAAAGAAAACAUAGCAGCUAAAAGGCAAUCGACAUCGUAACCAGUCCGUCUGAGGAGUCAGAAUUAGAGACUCUUCUACUCUGGAGCUUGUGUGGGUUUCAGAGUGUGUGUGUGUGUGAGUGAGUGGGUGAGUGUAUGUGUGAGUGUGUGUGAGCUGCAGUUUCCUCCUCACAGUUUCACCAAGAGCUGCUCCUCCCUGGAGGAUGACAAUGGAGGAGAUGAAGAAUGAAGCGGAGACAAACUCCAUGGUAUCCAUGACGCUGUACGCCGUGAUGUACCCAGUUUUUAAUGAGCUGGAGAGGAUCAACCUUUCAGCAGCUCAGACGCUCAGAGCAGCCUUCAUAAAGGCGGAGAGGGAGAACCCUGGUUUAACUCAGGACAUCAUAAUGAAGAUCUUGGAGAAAAAGAACGUCCAAAUCAACUUCACUGAAUCUCUGCUGCGCAUGGCAGCGGAUGAUGUGGAAGAUUUCAUGAUUGACCGGCCCGAGCAGGAGUUCCAGGAUUUAAACGAGAAGGCCAGAGCUCUGAAACACAUCCUCAGCAAAAUCCCAGAUGAGAUCAAUGACAGAGUACGCUUCCUACAGACUAUCAAAGACAUAGCCAGCGCCAUAAAAGAGCUUCUGGACACAGUCAACAAUGUCAUCAAGAAGUAUCAAUACCAGAAUCGCAGGGCCCUGGAACACCAGAAAAAGGAGUUUGUGAAAUACUCCAAAAGUUUCAGCGACACCCUCAAAACGUACUUCAAAGACGGAAAGGCGAUAAAUGUCUUCAUCAGUGCAAACCGACUCAUCCACCAAACCAACCUCAUACUGCAGACCUUCAAAACCGUGGCCUAGCCCUCGGAGACCACAGAGUCCCCGCGUCCUGUGGGGAGCGACUGCUAGAGUGGUGGAAGCUUGACGAGCGCCUGACCCAUAUAUGUAAAUUAGAAAGAGUUGAUUUUAGGGUUGGGGGUGGGCGGAAGGGAGGUGGGGUGGGGGGUGUGGUCGAUUCCAUUGGAGUCGAGAUUCUAGAUUCCAGUUCAAGAGACUGAAAAGUGCCAUUUGUUUUUUUCAAUGAGGAUUUUCCAGUCUUGAAGUGGAACUGAAUGGGCCCAAAGUCUUGGUUGAUUGAUUUUAUUUGGACAGUUUUAAUUUAUAACCCUGGUCUUUGGUUGGGCGUAGGUGAGGCGAGGUGUUUAUUAAAGACUAAUUGCCAUUUUUUUUUCUUUAUUUUUUCUAAUAUAUUCAUGUUGAUCAUUUUACUUUUAGCUUUUCAAUCAUUGCUACACAUGUGAGACCACGCUCGGUAGGGAUGUGUCUCAGCCGUCUACACUGGUUUUCUCUUCUCGCUUCCUAUUUGUGUCAUUUCGCCAUGGUGUGUACGUGCAGGAUUGACAAAAAGAAAAAACAAAAAGAAAAGCACCUGACUGCAGGUGAAAACGGCCGCAAGGAGAGGAGAGGAAAUGGUGCUGGACAUUUAGGAAGCAGACUCCAAUUUUAUUUCUCUUUACUAUCAGAAGACAGAAAGCCAAAUGACUUCCAGCACAGUGUGCGCCUUACCAAGUCUUGUAACAUUCCCUCCUCUCAGAGUGUAAUGAAGUGGAGCCAGUCCCUGCUGCUGAGGGAUGUAGAGAGAGAGAAAUGAAAGUUCUGUAUUUAACUGAUACCUGGUUGCAAAUGUUCAAUAAAUAGUUUCCAAAUGA
Messenger RNA from Solea senegalensis (Senegalese sole), 1758 nucleotides. Its product is annotated as programmed cell death protein 10. The transcript has 8 exons. Gene Ontology annotation, cellular component: Golgi apparatus; FAR/SIP/STRIPAK complex. Gene Ontology annotation, biological process: regulation of Golgi organization; positive regulation of MAP kinase activity. The record is from RefSeq and is a predicted model, not a curated record. Lineage: Eukaryota; Metazoa; Chordata; Actinopteri; Pleuronectiformes; Soleidae. The coding region runs from base 278 to 910 and encodes 210 amino acids. Gene Ontology annotation, molecular function: protein kinase binding.